GAUCUACUCACCACCUAAGAGAAGAGAAGAGAAACAACCCUUUUCAAAUCCUAUUCAGUAUUUCUAUCUUUGUUUCUCGAAUUUCGAAGUCUUGCUUAAUUCAGACGUUAUUCAGGCUAAUUAGCGGCCUUGAAAAAGCUGCUCAUACAACUUCUUUCCCUCUAUAUAAACCUCUACUGAUCUUGAGUCGACAGUCCAACACUUGACAACUUUCUUCUCUUUUAGAAGUGACUAAUAUGAUUAUGAACGUGGAGAACACUUUAGGAGUAGUGGUGAGGGUGAGGGAGUUUGAUCCAAGCAAAGAUGGAUUAAGCGUUGAACAAGUGGAGAGUAGAUGUGAGGUUGGUCCCAGCGGCAAACUCUGUUUGUUUACCGACCUCUUGGGUGAUCCUAUAUGCAGGGUCCGCCACUCUCCUGCUUUUCUCAUGCUGGUGGCUGAGAUAGGUGAUGAAAUAGUUGGCAUGAUAAGAGGUUGCAUCAAGACCGUUACAUGUGGCAAGAAACUCUCUCGAAACGGAAAAAACAAUAACAAUGAUACUAUCAAACCUCUCCCUGUUUACACCAAACUCGCCUACAUACUAGGCCUUCGCGUCUCUCCCUCUCACCGGCGGAUGGGAAUCGGUUUGAGGCUUGUUAAAAGAUUGGAGGAGUGGUUUAGAGAGAGAGGCGCUGAAUAUUCAUAUAUCGCCACCGAAAACGACAACGACGCUUCCGUCAAGCUCUUCACCGACAAAUGCGGUUACUCAAAGUUUCGUACACCGUCUAUCCUGGUCAACCCGGUCUACGCUCACCGAGUUACUGUUCCGAAACAUGUGACCAUCAUUCAAGUAGGUGCUUCCGACGCUGAGCUCCUAUAUCGUAGAAAAUUCUCCACCACCGAGUUCUUCCCUCGUGACAUUGACUCGGUGCUCAAAAACAAACUUAGCUUGGGCACCUUUUUGGCAGUACCACGUGGCAGUUACUCACCAGAGUCGUGGCCCGGGUCGGAUGCGUUUUUAUCAAACCCGCCAGAGUCGUGGGCGGUGAUGAGUGUUUGGAACUGUAAGGAAGUUUUUAAACUUGAGGUACGUGGCGCGUCACGGGUGAGGCGUACACUGGCUAGAACGACGCGGAUUGUGGAUCGGGUUUUGCCUUGGUUGAAAAUACCGUCUAUACCGGAGCUGUUUAGACCGUUUGGAUUACAUUUUAUUUAUGGUUUAGGUGGCGAAGGCACACGCGCAGUAAAGUUGGUGAAAGCGUUGUGUGGCUACGCGCAUAACUUGGCUAAGGAGAGUGGGUGCGGCGUGGUGGCUACAGAGGUGUCAAGUGGCGACCCGCUCAAGUUAGGAAUUCCACACUGGAAAGUGUUAUCCUGCGCCGAGGACUUGUGGUGCAUUAAGAGACUUGGGGAAGACUACAGUGAUGGGUCUGUCGGUGACUGGACUAAAUCACCCCCUGGAUUGUCCAUUUUUGUUGACCCUAGAGAGUUCUGAAAAGAAGCU
Molecule: messenger RNA, 1481 nt
Organism: Pistacia vera
Lineage: Eukaryota; Viridiplantae; Streptophyta; Magnoliopsida; Sapindales; Anacardiaceae
Product: probable N-acetyltransferase HLS1
Exons: 3
Coding region: 237-1472 (411 amino acids)
Molecular function (GO): acyltransferase activity, transferring groups other than amino-acyl groups
Source: RefSeq, a predicted model, not a curated record